GCAUUAGAAUCGAAAAUGUGGAUUUCGAAGUUGCUCUUUUGUAGUGCGUUUUUAGUUUGGGCGAGUGCCGAAGAAGUCCUUCUUGACAUCCCUCAAGGAACACUCAAGGGGUUGAAAACAACCACAAUUACUGGUGGAAAACCUUACUACAGUUUCAAGGGUAUCCCAUACGCCAAACCUAAUGUUGGACCGAAUAAAUUCAGACAACCUGAAAAGGCAGAUCCAUGGCAAGGUGUUUUAGAUGCUACCAAACAUCGCUCAACAUGUGUCUUCUACUGUAUGAUAAGAGACGGCUUGUUCGGAGAAGAAGAUUGUCUCUACCUCAAUAUUUAUACUCCUGCUAUUAAUAAAGACGCUCGUAAAGCUUCUAUGGUGUUUAUCCAUCCUGGUGGUUUCGAAGCAGGCUCAGGAGAUGACGAUAUCUUUGGACCGGAUUUAAUAAUCGACGAGGAUGUUAUCCUUGUUACCAUGAACUUCAGAUUGGGUGCACUUGGUUUUAUCAGUACUGGUGAUUCUAAUGCUCCUGGAAACGCAGGUAUGAAAGAUCAGGUGAUGGCCUUGCAAUGGAUAAAAGAAAAUAUUCAAAACUUUGGUGGUUGCCCCAACAGAGUCACCUUAGUAGGACAGAGCUCUGGAGCUGCUUCUGUACAAUACCACAUGCUUUCUCCCAUGUCGAAGGGCUUGUUCAAAAAUGCUAUUAUGCAAAGCGGUUCGGCUUUGAGCGGCUGGGCCAUCUCUUGUAAUCCAAAGGAAAGGGCUUUCAAAUUGGGUGAAGUUUUGGGAGUAAAAACCACCGAUUCGGCUGAGCUCAUUAAGAAACUAAUGGAAUUUUCUGCAAAGGAACUUGUCGAUGCCAGUAAAGUAGUUGCUGAAGGCCUGAAUGCAAUGAAUGGUCAUACGCACGCAUUUGUGCCAGUAGUUGAACCACAAGUAGGACAAGAAGUAUUUUUGCCAGCUGAUCCAUGGGAGUUGUUGAAAUCCGCCAAAUUCGCUGAAGUUCCAGUGUUGAUUGGAGUUACUUUAGAAGAAACUGCCGUCUUUGCACCAAUGAUGCUGGCACAUGCGGGCGUUAUGAACGAUUACUUCGAAGGAUUUGUACCCAGCGAGCUCAACAUUACUGACGCUGCAAAACUUAAGGAAAUAGGAGAUUCUCUCAGAAAGUUCUACUUAGAUGGAAAAGCUCUCUCCACAGAAACGGCUGCAGAAUAUAUUAAGAUGACGAGUGAUAUUAUGUUCAAUGAAGGUAUUUUAAUGUCGGCACAAAUCAUGGCAUCCAAAAGUAAACAGCCUGUUUACGAAUACCUGUUUUCAUAUUACAGUCCAAUAGGAAUCAUGAAAAAUUUGAUGAAACAGCAAGAAGGUGUCACGCACGGUGACGAGUUUGUCUACGAAUUUUACUCAAACGCAUUUAAACACAAGGCUGAACCAGGAACUCCGUUUGAAAAAAUGACCAGAACUUUCAUAAAACUCUGGACAAACUUUGCCAAGUAUAGAAAUCCAACAAACAAAUUGGACGAUGACAUCACGGAAAAUUGGGAACCUCUCGGUCCGGAAGGAAACUACAUGAAUAUAAAUUUGCCUCUAAAAAUGGAGAAAGGUCUUUUUAAAGAACGUCUCAGUUUUUGGGCAAAUCUCUAUAAAGAUGUUUUGGGAGAAUACGCAAGUCUCUUUUCAUAAGUGAAAAUUCACUCUCGAAAAUCCGCUAAAUUUAAUUUAAACAAUUUCAAUU
Messenger RNA from Belonocnema kinseyi, 1729 nucleotides. RefSeq names its product esterase FE4-like. The transcript is spliced from 9 exons. The record is from RefSeq and is a predicted model, not a curated record. Lineage: Eukaryota; Metazoa; Arthropoda; Insecta; Hymenoptera; Cynipidae. The coding region runs from base 16 to 1677 and encodes 553 amino acids.